Carya illinoinensis is the source of this 2536-nucleotide messenger RNA. RefSeq lists its product as uncharacterized. Gene Ontology annotation, cellular component: membrane. The transcript is spliced from 2 exons. Bases 1254 to 2228 code for a protein of 324 amino acids. The record is from RefSeq and is a predicted model, not a curated record. NCBI's taxonomy places the organism in Eukaryota, Viridiplantae, Streptophyta, Magnoliopsida, Fagales, Juglandaceae.
CUCUGUAAAUCAGCUGUUGUUUUAUUCCGACACUACGCUGCAUUUGCAUUAUACCCAAACCAAACUCAUCAUAAUGCAUUACAUAUCCUACGUUCAAAUACAUGUUAGUGCUCUACGUACUUUCACUCUGUCCUUUCUUUUAUGUUCUCCCCCCCCCUUUUUUUUUUUUUUUUUAAUGGUUCUUCUUCCACUUCCACGAGUUCCUCCGGUCCAUCUCUUUUGCAGUCCAUCCGCAUCCAGAAGCUUUUAUCUUUUUAGCUAUUCUUCAGAUUUUCUCAACAAGAUUUUGUCUUUCUAACUUCCAAAUCCAUUGCUCACUCUUGUACCACUCUUUACCCUCUCCAAGAAAUCUUAGCCAUGUCCAUUGAAGAAAGGAGAAAGAAUCCCAACUCUACUACUAUUCCUUUCACCACCUUAUCCAAAUAUCUCGGUAUUCCUUCCACACUCCGUGAUAAUCUUCACUAACUAACGUAUGUCUCUGUGAUAGAAUCCAGAUUUAGCCAAAAUGCAGGCCGUCUGGCGACUCUGAUAUGGGUCGGUGGUGGUGCUAAGCUUUUCCUGUGAUCUUACCCAGAAAUUGAACGAUGAUACUCUUGAAGAUUCUAGGGCUUUAUGCGUUUUCUGGUGGGUGAUAUGCUAUUCGUUGACGUCUUUAAUAGCUGUGCCGUCGUGGGUUUCUGUGAGUUGGGAAUUCAGGUUUUGCAUGGUUUUAUCUGUUUCAAGCGAACUGUGAAAGUAAGACAUUUCGCCCUUUGUUUGUUGGGUAGCUCAAACUUCGGAGAAGAAUUUGGGAUUUCUACUCAAACCCCAUCAUCUUAAUCCGUUGGGAGAUCAGGCUUUCAAUUCCUUGGAGAAAUGAAAUCAUGCUUAAAAGAUUCCCCGAGCCUUUGAGAGCUUCUUUUACAAGGAUCCCAAAAGGAAAAUAAAGGUAUUCUGAGCUGAGGCCAUAAGGCGUUGCAACGGUUGAAACCUUCAGAGCUGCUUUAUACCACCCUUUACCCUCCCUGAGAAUAUAACUGUUCCUUUUGACACUCCCAAGACCGUUUUUAUUUACAUUUGGUAGAGAUAGACGUUGCCUCCAAGUAUGAGAUUUGAAGCUUAUUUGCUCAGAUUUGCAUGUUUCCGCAAUUAUUCUAUGGAUCUGAGGGAUUAAAAAUAUUUCUUGUUGUUGUCCAUCUGGUAUUCUCUGGGAUUUUACAAGCUCAGAAUUUCAGUGGCAUUGAGCUGAAACUGUCAAAUAUUCCAAAGCAUCGAUGGGGCUUCUUCUUUGGAGUCUCUCGAUGCCUAUUCUCCUGACGUGGUUCUUCUGCCCGCCAUCCCUAAGGGCUCAAUCGACCUAUGGGUCUUCAAGAAGCGCUGCACGUGCUCUUGAUGUGCUGCUCCAAGACUAUGCUUACAGGGCUUUUGUUCAUCCAAAGACAGGCAUUCCCUAUGAUGGGAUCGUUCCCUCAAAUUUUACUGGGAUCAAGAUUACUGCAGUGAGGUUCAGGAGUGGUAGCUUACAUAGAAGAGGUUUCAAGAUGUACAAAGAGUUCCGCAUUCCCAUUGGAGUUAUUGAGCAACCAUAUGUAAAGAGGCUUGUUUUGGUCUAUCAAAACUUGGGCAAUUGGUCUAUGGUUUACUACCCAUUACCUGGUUAUACGUACUUAACUCCAGUGCUGGGUCUUCUUGCUUAUAGUGCUUCAAACUUGUCAGCUACAGGUUUACCAGAAUUGAAUGUAACAGCAACUGGUGAUCCCAUAUUAAUUAGGUUUCCGGAUGUGAAAUCACCCCCUCAUGGGGCUGUUACAAAAUGUGUUUUGUUUGAUUUGCACGGUUACCACAAUUUCAGCAAUGUGGCAUCUGGUAAUACUUGUUCAACAAUUCAACAGGGGCAUUUCUCCAUUGUGGUCGAGUCUAUUGCUCCUUCUACACAACCAAUCUCUCCUACACCAAGCGGUGGAGCUCCAAAUGCAGGUCCAAGAUUGGGUGGUGAAGGAAAGAAGAAGAGUAAUUCGGAAGUUGGGAUAAUUGUUGGAUCUGUGCUUGGUGGAUUAGCGUUGUUGGUAUUAUUAACAUUCCUGGUUCUGUGGGUGCAGAAGUUCAAGCACCGGAAGAAAAUGCAGCAGAUGGAGAGAGCUGCAGAUGUAGGAGAAGCCUUGCACAUGACAAUCGUUGGGAAUGCAAAAGCCCCUGUUGCGAUGGUGACUCGAACACAACCAGUCCUUGAGAGUGAAUAUGCUCCCUGACUCCCACGAUGUGUGCAAGCUUCCACUGUCAUCCAAAUGCCAUUAAUAUUCAAGUUCAAUUCCUGUAAUCAGAAAUUCUUCCAAAUCACCCCUUUUUUGGGGGUGUCUCCUUUCCCUUUUUAGGAUGUUGGUUUUUAGUGUGGUUAUUGAUAUAGGAUUUUUGUGUAAUCGCUCACAUAGCGGUCCAUAGUUUUAUCAUUCAUUGUGGCGUGUCGUUCAAAGGGAUUUUAUAUGUGAUGAAUGUAGUUGUCCAAAUCGACAAGGAAUAAGAUUUUCUGAUGGUGAUGGCACGUUUCUCUUUUUGUUGU